AAAUCAUUUUCAAGUUAAAGAUAGACACAGUAUACACCAGGAUCCAGAGCUGGAUUUUAAACUCACAUCCCUCCCUGGGAUUUCAGGGAGUUCUGUGAUGGUCUCUGUUGUAUUAAACAAUGUGGCCGAGUUUGCUCUUUAAGUGAAUAUGCUAAGAAUCCAUAUGUGUUCUGGAUGUACUGGAAUUAAAAGGAUUUCAAAGAUCAUGGUGAGCAUGCUCUAGGAUAAAUAGGAUUUACCAGUUCCUGGAUGAAGUACUUUGGAAAUCUUUUAAUGACAUAAUCAGCUGCUGUUUUAAAGAAAAGAAAAUAGAUGGUUUUGGAAAGUUCAUGCUGUUUCUUCUUUCAAUUUUAGAAUGAUUGAAGAUAGUGGGAAAAGAGGAAAUACCAUGGCAGAAAGAAGACAGCUGUUUGCAGAGAUGAGGGCUCAAGAUCUGGACCGCAUCCGGCUCUCCACCUACAGAACAGCAUGCAAGCUUAGGUUUGUUCAGAAGAAAUGCAAUUUGCACCUGGUGGAUAUUUGGAAUGUCAUAGAAGCACUGCGGGAAAAUGCUUUGAACAACCUGGACCCAAACACAGAACUCAAUGUGGCCCGCUUGGAGGCAGUGCUGUCCACCAUUUUCUACCAGCUCAACAAACGGAUGCCAACCACGCACCAAAUCCACGUGGAGCAGUCCAUCAGUCUCCUGCUUAACUUCCUGCUUGCUGCUUUUGAUCCGGAAGGCCAUGGUAAAAUUUCAGUAUUUGCUGUCAAAAUGGCUUUAGCCACAUUGUGCGGAGGGAAGAUCAUGGACAAAUUAAGAUAUAUUUUCUCAAUGAUUUCUGACUCCAGCGGGGUGAUGGUUUAUGGACGAUAUGACCAGUUCCUUCGGGAAGUUCUCAAACUACCCACAGCAGUGUUUGAAGGCCCUUCAUUUGGUUACACAGAACAAUCAGCUAGAUCCUGUUUUUCCCAGCAGAAGAAAGUCACGUUAAAUGGUUUCUUGGACACGCUCAUGUCAGAUCCUCCUCCCCAAUGUCUGGUCUGGUUGCCUCUUCUACAUCGACUGGCAAAUGUUGAAAAUGUCUUCCAUCCGGUGGAGUGUUCCUACUGCCACAGCGAGAGUAUGAUGGGAUUUCGCUACCGGUGCCAACAGUGUCACAAUUACCAGCUCUGUCAGGACUGCUUCUGGAGGGGACACGCUGGCGGUUCCCAUAGCAACCAGCACCAAAUGAAAGAGUACACGUCAUGGAAAUCACCUGCUAAGAAGCUAACUAAUGCAUUAAGCAAGUCUUUGAGCUGUGCUUCUAGCCGUGAACCGUUGCACCCCAUGUUCCCAGAUCAGCCUGAGAAGCCACUCAACUUGGCUCACAUUGUGCCACCCAGACCUGUAACCAGCAUGAAUGACACCCUGUUCUCCCACUCUGUUCCCUCCUCAGGAAGUCCUUUCAUUACCAGGAGGUUACCUGAGGGGAUAAGUGCAGCCAGCCCUGUGGCUGAGGAGCAUUCACUCAUAAAGCUGUAUGUAAAUCAGCUUGACCACGGCGCACGCUCCCCUCCCAAGGACAGUGAAGUAGAGCAGAACAAAAUGCUGGCUAGGGCUGCUCCAGCGUUUCUGAAGGGCAAAGGGAUACAGUACAGCCUGAAUGUGGCAGACAGGCUAGCUGAUGAACAUGUUCUCAUCGGGUUGUAUGUCAACAUGCUCCGGAACAACCCGUCAUGUAUGCUUGAGAGUUCAAACCGGCUUGAUGAAGAGCACAGGCUAAUUGCCAGGUAUGCGGCAAGACUGGCAGCAGAAUCCUCUUCGUCUCAGCCAACACAGCAGAGAAGUGCUCCUGACAUCUCCUUCACCAUUGAUGCGAACAAGCAACAACGGCAGCUUAUUGCAGAACUAGAAAACAAGAACAGAGAAAUCUUACAGGAGAUCCAGAGGCUACGGCUAGAGCACGAACAAGCUUCUCAGCCCGCACCAGAGAAGGCGCAGCAAAACCCCACCCUGCUGGCAGAGCUGCGGCUCCUCAGACAGCGCAAAGAUGAGCUGGAGCAGAGAAUGUCUGCUCUCCAGGAGAGCCGGAGAGAGCUAAUGGUCCAGUUGGAAGGUCUCAUGAAGCUGCUAAAGACCCAGGGAGCAAGCUCUCCUCGCUCCUCCCCCAGCCACACCAUCAGCAGGCCCAUCCCCAUGCCAAUCCGGUCGACCUCCGCCUGCUCCACCCCGACCCACACGCCUCAGGACUCCCUCACGGGGGUAGGGGGUGACGUACAAGAGGCGUUUGCACAAAGUUCAAGAAGAAAUUUGAGGAAUGACUUGCUAGUAGCAGCAGAUUCCAUCACUAAUACCAUGUCCUCUCUCGUGAAGGAGCUGAAUUCUGAGGUGGGGAGUGAAACGGAGAGUAAUGUGGAUUCUGAAUUUACCCGCGCCCAGUUUGAAGAUCUGGUUCCAUCACCGACCUCUGAAAAGGCUUUUCUAGCGCAGAUCCAAGCCCGGAAGCCUGGGUAUAUUCACAGUGGAGCCACCACAAGCACCAUGCGCAGCGACAUGGUCACAGAAGAUGGGGACUCCUACGUGCAGCCUGAGGAUGAGAACUAUGACAGCGACUCUGUCCGGCAGCUGGAGAACGAGCUGAAGAUGGAGGAAUACCUGAAACAGAAGCUGCAGGAUGAGGCCUACCAGGUCAGCUUGCAAGGUUGAAUGCAAUAUCCUUUUAUCACUCUCCUCUCAAGCAAGCUAUAGUCAGACAGAUGAUGAAAGUAACAUGAAAACUGGUGCUGAUGGAGAGUGCUGCACCCACACAGAGGAGGAAGACAGCAGCCUGGCAGCAGCCUCACCGAAGAGAGGAGCCACCAUACCCAGCAGCUCCCGACAGACCCCAUCCCUAAUGAUGUGUUCUGAUGCCUAUAGUGCAGCUCAAUUUCUGUUCUAAGAUUUGUAGUUCAUAGGUAUGUGUUUUGAAAAGAAAGAAGAAAAAAAGAGACUUCUGUUCAAAGCUAACUUAUCAGCUACAUCUUUUGUAACAUGGCUCAUCUCUGGUUAAAACAAACAAAUAAAUGCAGGCUAAAUACCCAUACUGCUGUUACACAUCAUGGCAGUGUUAACAAACAUUUUAAACCUUUGCACAUGAUCUUGAACCUGUUCAGUUUACAAUGACAAUAAUAAUACUGUUUUUAGCUAGUCAUUCGAUUUCUGGAUUCUUUGAGAUUUUGAAACAGUUUAUUAUACACUACAUUUUUUUCCAACAGUAAUUGGAAAAAAAAUUACUUGCAAUUAUUCACUAACCCAGACUGAUGUGAUUCCUGAUGUGCAAACUCUGAGCCUGGAAGCCAAGGAGAGUCCUUGGCCUGCAUGGUCUGUAGUUGAUUUCAGGUCUCUCUGAGCAGGGACUUGAACCAAACACUCCAGGAAUAAUCCAUUCUUUGGGGCUUCGUUCCAACAUGAGGUUGUUUUCUUUCAAGAUACUCUAAUGAAUCAGCCAUAGAAUUUAGUGUAAAUAUGUUUUUCCAAAUAGAGAUCAUAUUCAAAAAAAAAGGCAACAUUCAAAUGAUAUAGAAUCUAGUUUUUAAAAUCAGCACAGAUCUUCUAAAAAACUGUGAACUAUGUUUUAAAAUACUCGUUACUAAAGCUGUUUAUAAACCACAGGUGCCAUAAGAUCCCCAAUCGAACUAAAGUUACCAUUGCUCUUCCAUGGUCUCACUCCUCUUGUUUUAGCGUUAGGAAGCAUGUCUUUCACAGCACUGCGCAUUCACAAGUUCCCCUAUCAGGUUGUUUGGAGGCCUUCAGCUUUAAAUGUACAGGCUUAAAGUGCGCUUGCGAACGUCUGCUCUCCUUUGAUUUCUGAAUGUCGAUUGCCUUAGCUGGCCACAUGGUGGUCUGCAUGCACCCGUCUGUGGCCCUGGGAAAGGAGGCAGGCUCUUCUAAGUUGAGUUGGGAUUUUGCACUGAGUGAAAAGCCGAAGUGCAAAAGAACUGUCAAAAACAAGAGGGUAAAAGAUUGUUGCUGGUCCUUUCUGAAGCCCUCUUUAGGGAGACCACGGAUGGCCCCUAGGGAUUCAG
Molecule: messenger RNA, 4026 nt
Organism: Lepus europaeus (European hare)
Lineage: Eukaryota; Metazoa; Chordata; Mammalia; Lagomorpha; Leporidae
Gene: DTNA
Product: dystrobrevin alpha
Exons: 24
Coding region: 356-2668 (770 amino acids)
Biological process (GO): synaptic signaling
Cellular component (GO): synapse; plasma membrane
Molecular function (GO): zinc ion binding
Source: RefSeq, a predicted model, not a curated record